Centrocercus urophasianus (Greater sage-grouse) is the source of this 4377-nucleotide messenger RNA. RefSeq names its product leucine rich repeat containing 32 (gene LRRC32). Bases 410 to 2437 code for a protein of 675 amino acids. The transcript has 4 exons. Gene Ontology annotation, molecular function: protein binding. The record is from RefSeq and is a predicted model, not a curated record. NCBI's taxonomy places the organism in Eukaryota, Metazoa, Chordata, Aves, Galliformes, Phasianidae.
AAGGCAGCAGGAAGACCAGCGACUUAACUAAAAGCAGACACUGACCCACAUGAGGUUGUUUCCCUGAGAAUGUCUUCAAUCUGAAGUUGUCUCUUGGUGUCUCAAACGGGUGAAGGUGAAUCUGAAGAUUAAUUUCUUUCUAUCAGGGCUGAAUCUUUGUUGGAGGGCUGGAUAUGCUUUUUAAAGUGAUGACAAGCAGUGUAUGGGGAUGUGAGAAGCCAUUGGAACCAGGUGCAUCACAACAACGCUACAGGUUUGGGACAGGGUGCCUGAGAGUCUGUGUGGAAGAAAUGGGCCUGGAAAGAGUGGCAACACAUUGACACAGGCUGCCCAGGGAGGUGGUGGAGUCAGCAUCCCUGGACGUGUUCAAGAACUGUGAGGAUGUGGCACUGAGGAAUAUGGUUGAACCAUGAGACUAUACAUUGUCUUCCUCCUGUCAGUGGUGAAUGGAGGGAUGUCCAAUCAUCAGCCUGCUGAGGGGAUGCCCUGUGAAAUGGCAAACUUGCAGGCAUUUUGCCACAACAAAGACCUUCACCAAAUCCCUCGUGAGCUCCAUCCAAAUGUAAACAAGAUAGAUCUAUCUGGAAAUCUGAUACAAAGCAUCCCUGAAAUGCCUUUGCCCCUCUACGCUUCCCUCCAGUGCCUCGAUUUAAGCUCCAACCAGAUAAGCUUCAUCACGCCUGGAGUCUUUGCACACAUGACAAGUUUGCUGGAAAUAAAUUUAGCUAAUAACAACUUGUAUGAGCUUGCUCAGAUUGGGACAGAAGGGAUUGGACUUUUACCCAAGGUGGAGAUACUGGACUUGUCUCACAACAGUCUCUACAAUGGGAUGGCUGAAUAUUUCAUUAAACAAGCUCCAGCACUGCGCUAUCUUUCACUGGCAGGUAACAGUAUUAUAAUGAUAUCACACAAGAUGUUUCAGGGAUCUCCCAGUCUUAUGGAGAUAGAUCUUCAGAGUAAUAUCAUCAUGGAAAUUGAAGAAGGUGCUUUUGAGACUCUACUGAAUCUUUCCAGACUGAAUCUCUCCAUGAAUUCAAUUACUUGCAUCUCUGAUUUUAACCUCAGGCAGUUGGAGAUACUUGACCUCAGCAGGAACAGCAUUGAAUCCUUCCAUACCACAGCAUCAGAUGACGAGUACAGCUUAAGAUGCCUGGAUCUGAGUGAAAACAAACUGCUUCGCUUCCCAGUCUUCCCUCAGGUGAACAAGCUGGUAACUCUGAAUUUAUCAAAGAAUUUAAUUCAGCUCACAGCUGAAUCCUCUCAUAAUAAAAUGGACUACAUGGAGAAUGAAUGGCUAGAUGCUCCUUUUCAUCUUCUUGAUCAGAAGCAAAGCAGAAACAAAAGUUCUCUUAAUUUAUCCCAACUUGUAUACCUAGACUUAAGCUACAAUGAAAUCAAAUCCAUUCCGGAUGAGUUCUUUGAAUCCAUGAUGUCUCUUCACACCCUUAACCUCAGUAAAAACUGUCUACAGACUUUUGAAGUAACUUCUGACAGUACGUUGGUCUCCUUAACUGUCCUCGAUUUGAGCUACAACGCUUUGCAGAGCCUCCUCCUACAUGCCGACACACUGUGGAAUUUGAAGGAGCUCUAUAUUCAAAACAACCAUCUUCAAACCCUCCAAUUUGACAUUUUCUCAAGACUUCCAAGCCUCAGAUGGCUCAACCUACAGAGCAACAACAUCACUCUUUGCAGCAUGUACUCAGGAUUAGCAAAGCAAAGACUCGCCGGAGAGGAAAAUGGUUGCAUAUCAUUUGUUGAUGCUCCUGCUCUUCAGCACUUGUUUCUAGCUGACAACAUGCUGAGCAUCCUACCAUCACACACUUUCUUCAAGACUUCCCUGAUUUUCUUGGAUCUUUCCAUGAACCCGGGGUUGACAAUUGAAGUUAACGCGCUAUCCGGACUGGAACAGUCACUUGAAUACUUGCAUUUACAUGGCAAUAGCCUGAUAGAAUUAAAUAUCGACUUGCCUUGUUUUAGUCACCUUAGACACUUAAACCUCUCUGAAAAUCAGCUGAGUUGGCUGCCCAAGUGGGGCAGUGGCUCUCCACUGGAAGUUCUGGACCUACGGAACAAUAGGUUUAGUACAUUACAGAACAGCAAUAUUUUAGCAUUAGAAAAUUCUCUUAAAAACUUGUAUCUCACUGGUAACCCACUCAACUGCUGUGGGAACAUUUGGCUGUCAUUGAUGAUCCAGAACAAAAACGUCCAGAUCUCAAACAUAGAGCAUCUAAUGUGCCAAUAUACCCAGAACUUUGGAUACCAGGAGGAAAUGCACAUUGGGAACAUCAAACCAGAAGACUGUGAAAAAGAGGAUCUAAAGAAAAUCAACUUCCUUAUUAUAUUAACAGUUGUGUUGGUUUUAUCCGUGAUCAUCAUCGCUGUGGGUUCGUUCUUUUGCUUUCGCAGGCAGACCUUCAGUCAACAGUUUAAAGCAUAGCACAGAGAUUGCCUUGAAAACCGAAGAAAUCAGGUGCUACACUGCCGCCGUGUAGAAAUGAAGAGUAAAAUUCUUCUCCUUGACUUUUAACUGUGGAUUUUAAGGCAGUUUCACAGCUCCCCUGAACUACCCCACUAUAGGGUUGCAGGGAGUUAAGGGAGAGUUUACCACAUUCUGCAUUUGCUUUGUUCACAAGCAGACCUGCCUAAAUGUUCACAGAGCUAUAGUAGACUCUGUAAAGCCCUGUGGUUGUGAGGGAGAUGUGAUUCAAACCAGACCAAAAGAGAAAGCCCUCUAAAUCAGGAGACAUUUCGCUAAACUCAGAGAUGCUUUGUUGAUGUCACCUCCAUAGAGAGGCUUCAUAUAUACAUAUAUAUAUACAUACAACACUAUAGAUAUCCAUAGUGUUAUAGCAAUCACUUUUUUUUUAUGCCAGUUGAUGACAUCAGCUGAAUAGGAAAGCCCUUCUCAAACUAGUUUAACUCUAUGAGAUGUUACUCCUUACACUGAGAUUUGUGUGUGUGUAUGUGGUUUUUUUCUCCAAAAAACCUCAGAAAUGAGAUCUCCUAAACAUUAAAAUGAAAUCACAAAAUCACCAGGACAGCCCAAAACAGAAUCUUUCACUGUAAAAGAAAUCUCAGGUGUGAACCCAGACUUGCUCAGAAGGUCGCAGGUCCACAGUUCAACUCAAAGAGGAGAAAUUUGCCCCUCUUGUGCAAUACAUAUUUAACUGGGUUUAAUGUGAAGAAAUUCAUCUCUGGGGUGGACGCUUUCUAAAAGAAAAGUCUUAGAGAAUGAAUUUCAAUCGGCUAUCUUUGGACUGAAAUGUUUGUAUUUCUAAGGAAAACUGUUGGGAACUCACUGCAUACAGUUGCAUUUCAAUGCAAAAAGAUGAUGAUUAUAUAUCUAUUUUUAAAGGUCACAGGAGGCUAGACAUGUUUUGAACACGAAAGUGUGAAACAAGAUGCAGGGAACUGAGUCCUGGGCCAUUAUUCAGAUCAAAGGUCCACUAUCUUUCCCUACUGAGGACUGGUUGCUAGCAGAAGUCUGUAGAUCUUCAAUCUGUGAUGGGUUUAAUAUGAUCAACCUGUUGUGUUGCAAAAAGCAGACACUGACAUACGUUAUGUCCUGUACUCUGAUGGCAGAUUCACCCUUUUUGGAGUGGAAAAAAAAAAGCUUUCCAACAGCAGGAGCAUGACCUAUCUACGGGACCCAGUGGCUUUGAAAGGAGCCAUAAUGGGUUCUCUGUUAAUGCCAGGAAAUGUGCAUUUCAGCACAUAAGAGAAGUAAAAGUCAAACCAAAACCUGUUCAGGUAAAUAAUUCAAAUUGCUGCUCCACUACUUUUUUCUUCGUGCUGGUGAAUGUCAAAAUUAACACACUACAGAAGGAUGUAUAAUUCUAUUUUUAAAGCAGAUGUGUAAGUAACCAGCUGGUCAUUUCUGUUGUGGGAUUUUAUACAAUAAAAACACCUUUGAAUUUUGUAAAAUACACAGGGACGUGAAGAUAUUAAAGCACCAGCUUGGAAUACUCCACAGGUGAAAAGUUACGUCUUCCUAUUCUUUCUAUGGUGUUCAGACUUUAGGUCUAUGACUUCCAAUCCCAGAUGGGAUAUAUAUAUUAGAGUACAAGCAAUGAACGUAAAGGAGAUCUGAUGAAGAUGUACACAAAUGAUGUUGGAAUAAUGAUGUUGGCAAAGCUACUUGGCAGGACCGUGCCAUAGUGGUCCAAUAUGUGCGAAUCACAAAAUCACUGAGUCACAGAAUCACAGGUUGGUUGAGAUUGGAGGGGCUCAUUUGGGCUAAUCCUCUUGUUCAAGUAGGGCCAUCGAGAGCACAUUGCUCAGGACAAUGCUCAAACAGUGAAAAGCCAAUGAGAGCCAGCAUUGUGCUUUCUUUCAAGCUCUUACUCUUUCAGGAGAAAGUUUGCACAAGCAACAAUC